AUGACUAAUUUAAGAAGAAUGAAGAUGUUCAACUUUAUAUUCUUAGCCUGCAUAAUUCAGGUUAGUAUUUAAUUUCCCCGCCUUUUGCUUUCAGUUUUAUAAAUCCUAAUCUUUUAUAACAGAAGCAGGCCUGUUAGCGUCUUUAAACUUGAAUAUUAUUUAACUUGUUUCAAUGAAGCAGAUGUUCUCAACUUUGACAGAAACAUUUUUCCAGUUAUCUGUGCCGUUUAUCCGGCCCUUGCCGCCUUAUUAGUUUAGUUCCUGGGUGUGUUUUUUUUGUUAUGUUCGAAUCAUUCUAUUGUGUUCAAGUUCAUGCUUUUUGCUGUAAAAAAUGUCAUGGUCUAUAAGUGCCACUCCAAGAAGUCCAGUAUGAACGUUAUAUAUUGAGAGUUGACAGAAAACCAGUGCCACUACCCUAACACAAAACCUUGGCACGAUUAGUUUUAUUUUUUUCAUUCUACGUAUUCUAGUUUGACCUCUUUUGAGACUGAAUGGACCUUAAUCAUACUGAGCUGCAAUUCCUAUUUGGAAGAUACAUUAACGAGACAAAUUAUUGUUUAUAAUAGCGAGACUGUUUAUCUUAACUUGAACUGAAAGAACGUGACUUCUUUAAAUUAUAUCUCCUGAGUAAAACAACAAAAUUCAACAGAAAUUGAGUCACUUUAUGUUUUGUUCGCGCUCAGCUCAGUGCUUCGACUCCUAACAGAACUGUGAAAUUAGUUUUUGAGUUAGCAGUAUAAUACCACUACUAAGGUUUAUCUACUUUUUGUAAAGCAAAUUAUUUUAUUGUAUCAACAAUGAAAUCCCAAUUUUUACAGACACACAUGCCGUGAUCCUGGACUCUAUCCGAUUAGGGAUCUUUUUCUCUGAGAGCAGAUCGUGUCCUUUCUUGUAAGUUUUCAAACACCUGCCUUCUUCUCCGCUUGAGCAUUUGCGUCAGGUUUGACAACGAAACAGGAGGAAGCAAUUUUUGGCUACAUUAUGCUCUGUCUCAAUAAUUUAGAUCCUACCAUAAACUUACCUAGUAAAAUGGGAAAAAAAGCGUUACUGAAAAGAUCGUUCUUCUGCACUGGCGAAGACAUAAAAGGAACGACAAAUUCAUGUGCCGAAGUCCGGCAGAACAUAAAAAGUUAACAAAUUUCGAAUAUGUCCUUUCUGUGGAACUUCAGACAGUGAAGUUCUCUCUUGGUUACGUAACUGUAGUUGGUCAGUACGAAUUUCGUCAAUUUAAUCAAGUGUUAUCCAAGCUCAGGAAGAAAGCUGAUUUAUUCUUGCGGAGCGUGCUGUUUGAAUCCUUGAAGCUAAAUUUACUGAAUCCAAGAGCGACCUUAGUCUAGUUUUUGUGCCGGCCGGCCUUCGUCAUUCACUAGAGUCUGCCUUUAAGUAUCUUCAAAUGGGUCUAAAACCGUUUUUUUUUUUACAUUUUCAGAUAGUUAACUUGCCCGAACUGUUUUUCGUUUCGCUUCUUGAACUGCCAUGUUUCCCAACUUUUUAUUUUUUUAUUUUUGUUUUUGUUUUUGCAGUUACUCCAGGUUCCAGGGCAGGCGGGUAAGCAUAUUUUCUUAUUUUAAACUCUGUAGGUUGUAUGCUUGGCAGCUUUGUUAUUGGCGGAAAAUUCUGACGCACCUGGCAUCGCUCAGUCAAACAGCCAGCAAAAACCGUGACAAUCAUAACUUGUUCGCAUGAAUUUUCGCGUACUUUGACGAUGAGAUGUUAUAAAAAAUCGAAUCAUUGGAAAUUGCAAUUCUAGAGUUUUGAUUUGCUUAGCCAUCAUAGCCGGUAUACUAGCUCAUAUACCAUGCUUUCUAAACGUGGUCCGUCUAUGCGUCAGUUCAAGACUAGUGAGUCUAGUGAGAGAACUAAAACAAUUUAUUCGCGGAGGAAGGGCUCCUGAAGAAAAUUGUUUUAAUAUUACAACGCUUGAAAAUGCAAUUUCAACAGAAGACACGGAAAAAACGACAAAGUAUAUAUAGUGAUGGAAUGAAGUUUUCCUCAAAAGACGUCGAAAAAAACUCGUGAAAAGACAAGAAAAAUACCUUGACCAGCAAGAAGAAGAUGAGCCUCAGUUCUUUCUGAUCGCAAAGUCACUCGCCGAAAAAUGUUCAUACAGGCUUGCAGAUAUAGUCCAUAAUAUUUUUCUAGUGUGAUUGGCCAAGACAACUUUGAUUAUCCGGGAUUUGAUUUCGGGUGACACAUUCCUUCGUUCGGCGGCUCUCUCUGGUUAGAGGCAAUUGACAGCCACUAAAGUCUUUAGGUUUCACUUUCAUUUUCCUGAUAGACUUGCCACAAGUGAACUUUUUCAAAGUGACGAAGUUGCUAAAACGGGCAGCAAACGUCGAAAAGAGACGUAUCGCCCUGGGUAUAACGUUCCCGAGGCUUCGUCACGCGUUCCUACCCCACGAACGGGGCAGUAACGCGUUCCUACCCAACGAACGGGGCAGUAGCGCGUGACGAAGCCCAAAGAACGUCUGCAUAGGAGGCUACCCUUGGAUUCUGAUUUCCGUGCGGUGGAUCCUGGAUUCCUUGUCAGUGGAACUUGGAUUCCGGAUUCCAAACGUUAGCAGAUUCCUUGAGCUAAAUUACGGAUCUAAAGCGGAUUCCACGAGCAAACAUUUCCCGUUCCCGAUUCCACAAGAUUCCGAAAUCCGCGUUACUUUUAAUGAGGUGAGAUGUAUGACCCAACAAAGACGGACUUUAAAAGACUACCUUACUUACUUAAUUAAUAACCGAUAAUAUGAAACGGGCAUUACACCAAAAAAAACCGGCGCAUACCGACGAAGUCGUUAUCAAGACAAAAUGAGAAAAGCUAGCCAAAUUCGCGCCUCUGUAAAUAACGGCUGUGUAGACUACUCAUCUCACUUUAUCUAACUCAGAUAUCAUGCUGUUUCAGUCGUGCGCUUAGUGGGAGACAGUAGAAAUUACAUUGGACGCGUUGAGUUCUACCAUGAGGGCAAAUGGGGAACAAUUUGUGAAAAACGCUGGGACACGAAGGAUGGCACAGUGGUGUGCAGAUUACUGGGAUUUGCCUCCGCGAAACAAGUAUUUAAAGGGGCACACUUUGGUGGAGGUAAUGGUACGAUAUGGCUGACGAAGCUUGGUUGCUAUGGUAAUGAAAGCUCGUUGUUGGAUUGCAAAAAUGCAAAGGCGAACCUUGGAAAAUCAGACUGUACUCAUCAACAGGACGCUGGAGUGGAGUGUGACCAAACGCCUGUUGGUAAGCUUUGCUAAAUAUAAGCUCACAGGCUGAAAUUUAUACAAAAUUGUCGGCGCCCGUUAUUUUCCUCAAGGAUCAUACUCGACGUCAGAGCUCUUCUCUACUGCGCAUGACUGCGGAUCCGAAGGCUCUGGUGAAGAGAUUGCCUCAAGGAUAGUAAAUAAUGCGAAAUACGCAAGCGCGUGAAGCGCGAGUGAAAAUUUCCACAAGCGGAGAACACGACUUGGGGCGGUGAUUUUUUCGCGCGUACGCCAUACUUCGCUCGCGCUAGCUUAGCUGCUUUAACAAGGCCUCACAAGAUUGGUGGAAAAAGAAUGACCGAACAAAGUUACCGAUGGAACCGAGCCCUAAAACAAGGCGUUUAAGGGGGGAUGGGGGAGGGGGGGAGUGUAACCCAAUCACCUCUUCUUUUUUUGCUUCCUCCUUUUCUUUCUUACCCCUUUCCCCUCCCCCCCUUUAACGCCUGGCUAAACCCCGCUUUACGGACAUCUCAUUAUUACGGACACUUUUCUUUGUCCCUGGGGAAAGAAAGCCCUUAAAUUUUCUCUAAAUUCAACCCACUUAAUAUGGACAUCCGUUAAUACCGACACUUUCUAAGGCCUCCUCUUUGACUGCACUAGAUUAGCCAGGGAAAUUUCGCGUCGUCUCGUUUUGUGUCUAUUAUGUACAACAAUGCUUUGAAGGCUUGGUCACUAUUGAUACUAUUUGUAAGUGUGUGUGAACUUAACGUUACGUUUUAAUUUUCUGUCAAUUGGUACUAAAUCUUGCAUGGCACGACUGUUCCUAAUAUGCUGUGGCCUUAAAAUUUCUUACAGGCAUCGGUUGAUAUUUCAUUAACAUGUUAAUUCUUUUCCCUCCUUUACGACAGACCAUUAUUGUAAUUAUGGAAUUCCAAAGUUGCUGACGAAAGUCGGAUCAUUUCAUUCUCCAAAGUACCCUGACAGAUAUCCUAAUAAGGUAAUAUGCCGCUGGACUAUUCAAAUUCCACAAGACAUCAUCGAAGAAGAAAACAUCAUCAAGCUUACAUUUGUAGACUUCAAACUGGAAAUUCACUCUACUUGUCUCUACGACAGUGUGGUGAUUUAUGAUGGCGACGAAGGCAGUAACAGCUCCAUGUUGGGUAAAUUUUGCGGUGAAAUUCUCCCCUCUCCAGUCUACGCGAGCAAAGGGAAGAUGACUGUUACGUUCAUCAGUGACGAAACGAUACCUGCCUCAGGUUUCAAUGCAACGUUUGAAUUUUCUUCAGACUUGGGUUAGUUUUGUUUAUUUUUUUAGUGCUUUGACUUUGGCUGAAACAAGUUUUGUCAGUCAUCAAAUGUUAGGAGAUUUAAUCAUUUUGCGCUCCUUCAACUAAAACGACCGUGUUAUCUUUUCUGAUGAAAAAAAUAUACAGUGAAGCUUUCCGGGGUUCCGAUUUUACCAAAAUACGUGAAAAAAACCUUAAAAUUUGAUCUCGUCCUCGUAAUUGUUCUCUUCCUCGAAUCUAAAGGCCUCAACGCAUAUUACAUUACGAAAUUUAUGAACCCUUUAAGUCCCAAUAUCCACAUACAAAUUCUCCAAACUGAUCUCUAUACACGUUCUUGAAGAAUUAGUUGAGAGAAUUUGGUAAAAGAUCAAACAUUUUUCUCUUUGUGAUCAUUUUGUUAAUUCCCAUAGACUUUGCUCAUGAUAGUCUAUGGAUAUCGUUAGGAGAAAAUUGAUUUUGAGCACUAUGGGGACUUAAAGGGUUAAAUACUACACAAAUACAUGAUUCUAUUUGAAACAGAUUUUUCCCUUUUUCUUUGUUUGCUGCAAAAGAGAUGAUGCCCAGCGCCUCCUCGAGGACGCUGGCAAAAAUUCCAGGCUCCUGUCUAAGCAGAAAGCGAUAUACUCAAUAACUGUUUUUUUUUUCCGGUUACAGAACAGACUGGUUGUUACUAACUUAGAAGUGUGUAUAACACUAAUAAUAUAGUUACGACACCUACUUGACAGAACAAUUUUCCAGUCUCCCCGAUUCUCUCAUCCUGUCCAGCCAGCUACGCUUGAAAUUUUGUGGAACACCAUCGUUGUGUGCCUCCUGAAUAAAGCUGUAAUGUUAGCAAAGUAAGGCCAAGAGCCGCCGGAUUCUGAAGCAAGUACAAUUUCUGCACUUCCCUUGCCUUUUGGGCGGAAUUUGUAGCUGACGAUAUUCUGGUUGGCUAUGGACUCCAACAGUUACUGAGCUUGUGAUUCAUUCUAUACAGUAAAGCCUACUCUUUUCAAUGUGUGUAAUAAAUGCUGCAUGAUUUGUGAAGACUUUCCUUUGCUUUUAUUGGUCACUUUUCUAUUGCUGUUUCAUUCUUUAUAGUUGAGCCAGAAAUCCAGUCCAUUACCACUGACCAGUCAGUACUGAGAGGCUCAAGCGUGAAACUGCGCUGCUCGGCUAACGGGGUUCCCGCUCCGACUGUUGUGUGGACAAAAAAUGGAUCCGAUGUUGUGUUGAUAAAAGGACAAAGCACUGCAAUCCUGUUCCUGAAAAAUGUAACCAAACAGCAUCAUGAAGGUGUGUAUCACUGUGCAAUUAACAACACUGAGGGAAGUGACCACGCUGACGUCAAUAUCAAAGUUGUAGGUAAGUUUCCAGCUGCUCCUGAGAAGUGCACGUGAUUACAUUGUGAAAGGGUAGGAAUAGCCUGCGUCGCAACGGAAAUUAACCUUGGUUACUAACGUUUGCGAAGCAGCUCCGAGAUUCCCACAACGGACUCAACCAAUUACCGGAAAUCGUGUGGGGGGAGGGAUACGUAUUCUUUUUGUCUGAAUUUCGAAAACCGUCGUUUCCUGAUUUGAGGAGGAAGCCCUGCCUGUGUCUGUAUUUAAGCACUGUAUUUGCGCUCGUUUUCGUCACUGCAAUGCCACAUGCACAGUUUCAACCCAUCUUUGUGUCGUUUGUCACCAUUUCAAAAAAUGUGGUUGUGGUGGAGGGAAAACAAUAGAAAUGUGGUGGCAGUGGUGGAGGAAACAAUAGAAAUGUGGAGAAGCAAAAAGGGGAGGAGACAAAGUGAAAAAGUCAUUUGUCGUGGUAAAAGAGCUAGUUUGCCUUAGUCCUCAUUAAAUAUGCACGGUUUGCUCGGCAAGAAUCAGUGAACCGAAACUGGAACAAUACUUUAAACAAUGAAAGCGGCAGGAAAUAGAACUUAAUUACAUAAUUACGGUAGGACUUAGUGAUUUCGAGUCACAGUCGAGUUAGCGCUUAUUCCUUCGACACCAUGAAACAACCAAUGACCACUUUUGUUUUUAGUCAACCAAUCAAAAAGCAAGACCUUCAUCGACCUUAAAAUAACAAGGAAACCUGUACAAACGGUUAGGGCCUGUUUACAUGAAGGUGGGGGACCCCAGGUAGGUGAGGUAACAUGUGGCGGGGUACCCUACCUAUCAUGUAAACGUGAUCACAUUAAAAUGAGAGAUUGUAUGGACAGGCGGGUUACCCCACCUAAUCGGGUUACCUCACCUACCUGGGGUCCCCCACCUCCAUGAAAACAGGCCCUUAGUCUACCUAAUAAUAACACAUGAGCUUCCCCCGCAUUCUAUUCAUGCAUGAGAUAAAGACAAAAGACUAAGACGUCAUAGUCAAAAGUUAAUUAAGUACACAAAAAAAUGGAGUAACCGGUCCCUAACAUACUACUUUUAUCUGCCUUUUUAAAUUAUUUUUCAGAAUGUCCACCGACUUGCACGUGUUUUUCAGAAAUCGACGAGUUAAAAGUUGAGUGUAAAGUUUUGAACCUCACCUCUGUUCCAGCUGGGAUACCCGAUAGCGUCAGAGAACUGUAGGUGGAUUCUAUUCUUGAUAACUUCUGUCUUGUUUUCGUUUCACUAAUUUGCCGUGUAUUCGUGUAUUCUCAAGACUUUCUACUUUUUAUCUGCACAGUGACCUGUCCGAUAACUUCAUUGAGCAUCUAAAAACGUAUAACCUGAAAUCGUUAACGUUACUUCAGAGAAUGUAAGUGAAACAGUCGGUCAGUUUUUCUUUAUUGUUCGUUACUUCCUUUAGACUACAGCGGGCCAUAAUAUCCCUUGAUUACUUUUGGGCCUCCUGCCUGGCAAGCGUUUAAAAGUGGGAAGGAAGAAAUCCUGGGCGCGAGAAAAAAAAUGCAGUGGCUGCGUAGCAAGCAUUUCUGCUGUCAAGCAUUUCUUGACGAGCUAUGUGUAACUGUCCCCUUAUAAAUUACGGAGGGCGGUUCAUUAACAGAGGUUCGGCUAUAAUUUUAUAAUCAACAUCGCAUCGGACUUUUUUGUUGCAGAUAUUUGUCCAACAAUAGAACAUUACGAGCCGCAAGGUCGAUUUUCGUGCACGCACCAGGGAUCCUUAAUUUCCAUGGAGAUACCCACAAACUGGACUCAAGUAACUACAAGGCGUUAGUCUUGACACAUUUCCUUGCCCACCUCAGGUGUUCACAUUAAUCGCUUUCUGUCAGUUCAUCUGUCAAUAAACUCAUUUUAGGACAGGACACAAAUUUGCGUCAAAUAUCAGAGCUUGUCUUCUGCGCGCCGAAUUUAUACCAUCGGAGCGAGAUAUUUUAACUCAGCUAUGGUUCUCGUCAAAACCACUUAAUGAAAAUACUUAAAUUCAUGGUUGGUGUUAAAAAAGGGUCUUGGUGCAAGUCUUGGAAAAAAAAAGAAAUAUUUUUUUCGUUUCUUAAGCGAAAGGUAAAAUCUAGCGCUUUAUGAAGGUCGAAUUCGAACCCUCCAAAGUAAUAAUUAUUCGGUACGUUACCUGGUAAGUUACAUAUUGUCGCCGAAAUGGUUUCAAAAGUUCAACGUGAAGAGUUCUGGAUGUUAUUUCGCAUUAUGUCCGAAGGACAGAAACUGUGUUCGCCGAUAUAAGGUAAGAGGGACCUUUAUUAUUUAAAAGGUAGAGGAGCAGCUUGUUAUGGCUCUCGCAUGCGGAGUUCGAGCACAUCGGUGAAGCCGGUUUGACGACACUGAGGAAAACAGAGGAAAAUAUUUUCUUGCCUUUGGUAUUGUGUAUAUCCUCGAUCACUAUACAAUAACGCACAAAUAUUAUAAUUCAAAGGGCAUUUACAACACGCGCCAAAAGAGCCGUGAUCCCGCCAAAAUGCUCGAACCAUAUAACAGAGUGUAAAAAGGGGGCUGGUAGGCAACACACGACUUUUACCUCGUGCCAAAAUGCUGCUUGUUCCAAAAAUUGUUUUCUCUGGUGGGUAUAUUAUAUUCUGGGUUCUACUCUUUGAAUGAGUAAAUGUGAAUUUUGCCGCUUGUUUCAUACUGAGAGGUCAUGACACGCAUAUUGAUUUUCUGCGGUUAUUGUUUCUGGUCGGCAUGAUUUGUCCUCUGAUGCAAGAGCACUUUCUUCGACCUCUUUUGAAACGUAAAUCUCUUCCUUUGUGGCUAAAUAAGAGUUUUAGGUUGUUUAGUCUUCUCCAAAGUGCCUCCUGGAUCUGAAUAGCUAAAGGCGAUAUUCUUUUGUCCGUGAAUGUGAUGAUUUUCUUCAAUUUAUGUCACGCUGGGCCCAGCUCGUUUAGUAUUUUCUGCACGAUGUUAGAUUUUCACCGAAAGUGAUUUACAGAUUCAAAUUUCGAGGAAUGGAUUAUAGGAACGCAUUUUGUGAAGAGAGAUUUUUUAAGUAAAAAGAACUCGGAUCCUUAAAUCGAUCGUGUUUUAGCUAGCCAAUUGCAAUUUUCAUAUCCUGUGUUAGUUCGGAUAAUUCAGUAGGUUAUUCUCUCCUCUCCCUCUUAGCUUACAGGCGGCGCGCCCAAGUUUAAGAGGUGAAGAGAGAUUUUUUUCAAGGGUAAAAAACUCGUAGCUUGAAUCGAUCAUGUUUUACUAUCUAGCCAAUUACAGUUUUUAUGAGCUAUGUUAGUUUGAAUAAUUCAGUAAAUUUUUCUCUCCUCUCCCUCUUAGCUUACAGGCGGCACGCCCAAGUUUAAGAGGUGAAGAGAGAUUUUUAAAGGGGGAAAAACUCGUAGAUUGAAUCGUCAUGUUUUAGCUAGCUAGCCAAUUACAGUUUUCAUGCGCUGUGUUAGUUUAGAUAAUUCAGUAAAUUUUUCUCUCCUCUCCCUCUUAGCUUACAGGCGGCACGCCCAAGUUUAAGAGGUGACGAGAGAUUUUUUUCAAGGGCAAAAAUCUUGCAGCCUGAAUAGACCAUGUUUUACUAGCUAGCCAAUUGCAGUUUUCUUACGCUGUGUUAGUUUGGUUACCCUCUCCUCUCCCUCUUGGCUUCCAGGCGGCACGCCCAAGUUUAAGAGGUGAAGAGAGAUUUAUUUAAAUUGAAACACUCGUAGCUUUAGUCGAUCAUGUUUUAUUAGCUAGCCUAUUGCAGUUUUUAUAAGCUGUGUUAGUUUGGAUAAUUCAGUAGGUCAUUCUCUCCUCUCCCUCUUAGCUUACAGGCGGCACGCCCAAGUUUAAGAGGUGAAGAGAGAUUUUUUUCAAGAGUAAAAAACUCGUAGCUUGAAUCGAUCAUGUUUUACUACCUAGCCAAUUGCAGUUUUCAUGCGUUAUGUUAGUUUGGAUAAUUCAGUGGAUUAUUCUCUCCUCUCCCUCUUAGCUUACAGGCGGCGCGCCCAAGUUUAAGAGGUGACGAGAGAUUUUUUUCAAGGGCAAAAAGCUCGUAGCUUGAAUAGACCAUGUUUUACUAGCUAGCCAAUUGCAGUUUUCUUACGCUGCGUUAGUUUGGUUACUCUCUCCUCUCCCUCUUGGCUUCCAGGCGGCACGCCCAAGUUUAAGAGGUGAAGAGAGAAAUAUUUAAAUUGAAACACUCGUAGCUUGAGUCGAUCAUGUUUUACUAGCUAGCCUAUUGCGGUUUUUAUACGCUGUGUUAGUUCGGAUAAUUCAGUAGGUUAUUCUCUCCUCUCCCUCUUAGCUUACAGGCGGCGCGCCCAAGUUUAAGAGGUGAAGAGAGACUUUUUUCAAGGGUAAAAAACUCGUAGCUUGAAUCGAUCAUGUUUUACUACCUAGCCAAUUGCAGUUUUCAUGCGCUAUGUUAGUUUGGAUAAUUCAGUGGAUUAUUCUCUCCUCUCCCUCUUGGCUUACAGGCGGCACGCCCAAGUUUAAGAGGUGAAGAGAGAUUUUUUAAGGUAAAAAUCUCGUAGAUUGAAUCGUCAUGUUUUAGCUAGCUAGCCAAUUGCAGUUUUCAUGCGUUGUUAGUUUGGAUAAUUCAGUAAUUUUUUCUCUCCUCUCCCUCUUAGCUGACAGGCGGCGCGCCCAAGUUUAAGAGGUGACGAGAGAUUUUUUUCAACGGUAAAAAACUCGUAGCCUGAAUAGACCAUGUUUUACUAGCUAGCCAAUUGCAGUUUUCAUACGCUGUGUUAGUUUGGUUACUCUUUCCUCUCCCCCUUGGCUUCCAGGCGGCGUGCCCAAGUUUAAGAGGUGAAGAGAAAUUUUUUUAGAUUGAAACAUUCGUAGUUUGAGUCGAUCAUGUUUUACUACCUAGCCAAUUGCAGUUUUUAUACGCUGUGUUAGUUUGGUAAAUCAGUAGAUUAUUCUCUCCUCUCCGUUUUGGCUUACAGGCGGCGCGCCCAAGUUUAAGAGGUGAAGGGAGAUUUUCUUAAAGUGAAUAGUACAUAGCUAAAAUCGAUCGUGUUUUGGCUAGUAAAUGCAGCUUUUUUUACACUGCUUAAGUUUGUAUAAUUCGGUAGAUUUUUCUCUCCUCGUCCUAAUGGCUUACAGGCAGCACGCCCAUUCUUAAGAAGCUGUGAUAAAGUAUAAAGUAAGUCACAGCUUGAAUCGAUCGUGUUUUAGCUAGUCGUUACAGAAUUAUUGUUUUUGUUCAUAUUUUGUUUUUGUUAGUGUAUAUAAUUCAGUAGAUUUUUAUUUUCUCUCCCUCUUAAGUCUUUAGCUCUUAUGCGAUGCGCCCAAUCUUACAACGAGUGGUGUUGGUUUCAAAAGCGAAAUUUAGUCAUUGUGAUUUUUUUUCUGAUCUACGGCUCUCAGUCUGGAUAAUAUUCAGCGUGAUGCCUGUGUUUGAUGUACACCGGAAACCGGAAAAAAGCUAGUUUUGUCCGCGGGCGGCAAUACUUUAAUUUUGACAGUUUAAGGUAAAAUAUAAAGAUAAUGUCUAAAUCAUUUGUGAACUGUGAUAGUUUUUUUUUUGCGUAAAUAUCUCUCUUCGAUCAAAUGUGACAGUUAGGCCAGAUUUAUACUAGAGUUGUAAAAAUUUCCUCCGUCUAUGUUGAAACCGAACAAACCUCGCGGGUAUCCGCUUUGGCGGUGAUCUCCCUGAGAGACAAUUGAGUUGUUGUUUUCAUUGUUUAUUCAUCAAGUUCUCAGUUGAAAUUAUUUUUCGGUAAUAUUGUUCUUAUUUAUUGUUUAUUGAGUGGGUCGGCUAAAAUUAAAGACGAUGAGUGAAGCUCCAAUGCAGAAUUUUUGAAGUCCAUUUGAUAUUAUGCUUUCGACAGUGCACGUGAAUAGCAACUAGGUUGGGUGUCCACUUAAGAUAAACUGGAUUAAGUGUCGAAGAUGAAAGAUUGCUCAAUAAAACGAAUAUUGUUGACAGCUUUAAGAUAGGCUCAGGGUCUCUUGAUGUAAUAUAACCCUUGGUUCAAAACAAUAGACUUGGCGCCUCGCCCUUCAGAAAUAUGCGAAGAUUGCGACGCUGAACGUCGCAAUCCCCCGAAAAUCGAGCCUGCGGCUUGUAAUGAACAAAACUACAAAGAAAAACAUUUCAGGACACGAAUAGCCUGGAAGAGAUGUAAGUUGUCGCCGUGUAUCUCGUUUAAGAGAUACCCCCACAAAAUAUUCCAUGCGUAGUCAAUCAAUGAAUCGAUCAUCGGUAGUAAUCGGUAACAAUCGAUAUCAAUUGGUAGAAAUCUAUAAAGAAAAACGUUUUAACCUCGAUAUAUAUCGAUUUCCGAUAGAAAUCGUUAACAAGUGAUUAAUCGACUGUUAUUGAUUACUACCGAUUGUCAUUCAAGGAGUUCAGCACGAUGUUUCUCCUCUUGCUUUUUUGACUCAUUUAGUAUCAUAGAAUCAUAGUAUGUUACUAAAAGAACCAAAAACAAUCGUUUAUAGGAACAAAUUCCUCUUCUUUUUUAUUUUCGACUUGAGCGCUGUUCAUAAUAACAGAAGAGGUUGCAGCGAAACUGACAUUAGUUUUGCGAUUUCAGUAAGUCACAUUAAAUUAAGGCUACCGUUUGACAUGGCACUGGAUGAAUUAUUUGUUUACUCAAUCUACAGAUUCUUGGCUCGCAACAAGAUACAGGAAAUAGAGCCAGGUUCAUUCGAUGGCCUCGAGGAGUCUCUUAUUAUCUUGUAAGUACACGAAUUACAAGAGAACCCGCCCCCGCCGCCCCUUACUUUGUCUUAGUUAAAUUUGCGUGUGUAAUUUUUUCACAUCGUCACCCUCAAAAAUAGAUCAAUAGACUUCGGUAAAAGCCAGUAAAAAACUAAGCCUAAGCCAUAACUACGAACAACGGGGUAUAGUAUGCAAGAUGAAAAACUUCAUUUAACAGGCCUGUACUUUGCUAAUUAAUUUCCAGGUUUCUUUCAAGUAAUAGUUUAACUAGUUUGACCACAGGGCUUUUUACCAACUUGACAAGCCUACAAUACCUGUAAGUUAUUAGCAAAAGGUUCCACUAUUUUCAAAAGUACAAACUGCCAGGUACCAAAACAACAGUUUCACAGCCAUUUAGAAGCCUAUCAAACUUUGUUUAUGUUGUACUCAUAUAUCUUGAUUGUGUUAAAAAUAUACGUAUUAAGUACCUUAUAAAAAGAAAUUGUUGUAAUCAUUCUACCCCCUUACAUUACGUUGCCCAGCACCCCCCCCCCCCCCCCCUCCUCCCUCUCUAUACGGCCCUUUGUCAACUAAGCUGCUAAGCUAGCCUUAAUUGUAGAGAGGAUCUAGGAACGACAGUAUUUCAUUCACUGAAAAUUAAAAAGAUCUGCAUAGCCCCAAACAGUACCAAUUCAGCCCUGCUGGCUUAAGUCUGAUUCAGCCCCUCCGGCCUGGAGCCAUUUGAGCACAAUUUAAGCCAAGACAGCCCCAUCAAAAGGCUAUUCCAGCCCAGACGGGGGUCCAUUUUAGCCCUUGGGGCCAAAUCAGCCCCAGGUAAUUGGACUGUAUUGUACUGUAUUUUACUCACCGAAACGGCCCCAGGUUUAGGGCUAAAACAGAACUUUCUGAUUUACGGUGUUUCACACAAAGAUUAUAAAAGACUUGAAACUAUCGCUCUUUAUGAUGGCCCUGUAAGUUAAGGUACUUUGCAUUACUCAUUUAUGCAUCAAGAAAGUUCAUCUCGGCAAAUAGGUGAAACAUUUACUCAGGUUGAGAAGCGACAUCAGUGAAAUCACUUCAUCAUGUAUGUAUAUACGUAUGCCCUCAGAUUUUUGAGCGACAAUAAAAUUACAACCGUGGAUUCAUAUACCUUCAGUGGCCUCGCAGCCUUGGAACUGAUGUAAGUAUUGACUGAAGCGGAAUUUUUAAAACUCUGAUUGUGGGGUAUAUAAAUCAUUUUGCAAUGAACAUUGAUAAAUAUGAUUAGUCGAGCUUGCUUUAGCAGAGCAAGACUCUAAAUAUGCAGGAUUUUUUUUGCGUCGGUCUUCCCUAGAUUGUAGGCCACGCGUUCCUAGCGGAGACCGUGGAAACGGGGGAUAGGAUCCGUGACGACCUUACACAAGGUAGAACUGUUUUCUGCUUUUAUAUCACACUUAGAUGAUAUUUCAAGCUGGAAAUCAUUUAUGUGCAAGUCUCUUCAAUUUUAAAGAAAAAAAACUGAUAUGAAGGGCAAAAAGAUUCGAACCCGUGACCCAAAUUGCCACUACACCACACUAACCAUCCAGGCGAGGAAAUAACUAAAGUACACAUAGCAUCAACCCCAACCCAACAAAAGAAGCUAACCAGUUUCGAAACAGUGCGUAACCCUAAUCAGUAAAGGAAGUGCUCAACCGUAAUCAGUAAAGGGAGUGCUUAACGAUAAGGACUACUACGUAGUGUAAGGUGUCCAAGGGCCUUUCGACAGAUGUUAAAAAGUGCUGACCAAUUAAAUCAAUAGGCCGCCAUUAUGGAAGAGGUCUAUAGCCAACUGAAACUAGCCUGUGUCACAGACGUAAUCUAAACCAUGCGGACUCAACUGCCGUCCUGUUUUGGGCAACGGAAACGUCAAAAAAGCAAUAAGUUUAAUGAGCAAAACAACAACUCUGCACGACCACGCUUUUUUGUACAGUUCUUUGCCGUCCCUGCACGACUACAACGAGACAUGACCAAAUUUUGAGUUGACUUGAGAACGGGAACGGCAAAGCGAUAAAUUUUACUUUCUACAUCUACAUCUACAUAAUUUAUUUGUAAAAUCCCAUAAGGACAUCUAGCAAAUUCUCUUUAUGAAAUCGGACGCGGUCCUCCCUCUUCAGUUCCAACCGAACGUCUCUCCUUUCAAGUAACUGGUUGACUUGGUAAAAGGGCUAAAAAGUUGUAAAGGACGCGAAGUCUAUUUUUCAGCGACGUUUUCAUUGGCGUCGCCCUUGUCGGAUCGUAAGGUCUCUAAUGUUGGGAGAGCUCCGGUCUGCCGAAUGGGAGGUCGUGGGUUCAAACCCCGCCAAGACCAACAACCAGGGUCUUUAAAAAAGCUAGUGAGAUCAUUCUGGCUCUGAUUUGAGACCUUAUAUCAGUUCAGUUGAUCGCGUCAACUCAUUGGUAGGCCUUCAUCUGUCUUUCAUUAGCCAAAUCGAAGAGGACGUAAAAGAACCCACUCUACUCUCCGAAAAGAGUAGGGGAAGUUUCCCUAGGGGUGUGGUCUACCUUUCACGCAUCACGCUUCAUUCAUAUCAUGGGCUGUGGGUGGGUCACAGUAAGCUCAUAAAUGGACUGAUAGCGGUUUCCCCGGGCGCCAUUGUAUGUUGACGUCCUAGCUUACUUUUAACAUGCUAAGAUAUAAUGUGAAGAGGGAGCGUCUUGCUGUCCUCUAACAAUACAUUACAUUACAUUAGGGACUUUAAGAUCCCACCACGCAGACGACAACUGGAACGUCAAAAAAACAAUAGGUUUAAUUAGCAAAACAACAACUUUGCACGUGCAUCACACUUUUUUGUUAAUUUCUUUCCCGUUUUUGCACGACUACGACGUGAAAAUGCCUAAUUUCGCGUUUUAUGAAGGACGUAAACAAGCAACGACGAAAUUUUAUUUCUCUUUCUGAGCUUGAAUAUGGUCCCUUGAAAUUCAGCUUCAGGAGGGUUCGCCUACAAUUGACAAAGUAAGUGGGUAGGAAUAAUCACUAUAAAGACUGAAAAAACUCAAAUUCACUUUUUAAGCGACGUUCUUCUCGCCGUCGCGUCGUUGGAUCUUAAAGUCCCUAAUAACUUCUGUAAUACCCUGCGCAGCUGGUGGUGUUUUUUUGGUGUGUUUUUCGUUUGUGUCGUAUGCAAUGUAAAGGAUACAGCCGCGCGAAAGUUGUACCGAGGUCAAAUAAAAAAACGACGGGGGAGGGAGCGAGGGAAAGAAGACACUUCCUCCUCCUCCUCCAUCGUUUUCUCCUUUGACCUUUUACCCUACGAGAAACGAACGCAGGCUACGUCUGCAAAACAGCGCCGAGAUCCUUGCUCUAGACCCCCAUGCAACGGACUUAACGAAUGACCCGAAGUGCUUUUCGAAUUUCUCUCCAACCUGAUUGGCUAAUCAAACAACGGCGUAUCUUUCACGACACUCAUGGCACAUUUUCAAACCCUGGUGCACAGAUUGGGGCCCAGAACAAGGAUUUUUGGCGCUGACUUGAAGACGUGUUUAACCAGAGGGCUGUGUCGCUUGUGGGAUCUGGCUGUUUUCUGAGAUUGGUCUUUGUGUAAUGUUAUUUGAGUCAAAUGUUUGAUUUCUUUGUUCCAGAGAUUUGGCGGACAAUCCUAUCAAAAAGAUGAAUCACUUUGCCUUCACGAUUAAUAACUCUGCUCUACACACAAUGUAAGCAGUUACUGACAAUGAUAACAAGUGUUGGGACUCUCUAUUAUAACUAUUUAUUAUUUAACAAUAGCUAGUGUCACCGGGUGAUCCAAGCCAUAACCUAAGCUUUAAGCCAUAAACUUUCUCCAAAACAUUCACAGAUUUGUAUGCGUAUUCCCGAGGGAAGGAAACAGUCCUUUGCCCAGAAUACUAGAAGCACUCAAAAGGAAACAGUCAGUCUUGGGUGAUGCACAGGUUAUAUAUAGAGUGUUUUACCCUUCCUACAGAAAAAACGGAAAUUCUGUUUUGCAAAUGAGAUAUUUUUCGCCCUUCUGUUUAAAAAGCUGGCGACUCAGGAUGGGGAGUCGUUUGGGGCAGUGUAUCUUAGCUUAUUAAAUGACUUUUUCUUACUUCACCAGUCAAGUUAAAUCGCUGAACGCUUAUGAAUGAAAUUUUAACCAGUGCCGCUUGAAAGACCCAACAUUUCAGUAAUGUAUUUUCCGUAUUGUUACUUUUCAGUUACCUGAUGAACACCGAACUGCAGAAAAUGAACCACAAUGCAUUUCAUGGCCAAAAGGAUGUACGCACAUACAUGUAAGUUUUCUUCUUACCAUUCUGAAAGACCAAAGUCAGCAAAAAGCAAAAACUACACCCUUUCGUCCCAAGUGACGUCGCUCGUUACAAACAUAGCUAAGUGACUAUGGGGACGAAAAACAUCCCCGGGCAGUGCCUUACGCAUGCGCAUAGCCAUAUUAUGCCGGCAGUCUUAUACUCCCAUGAUUAAUGCACCAAAAACCAUAAUCGAGCAUGCUUCAAUCAAUUGUUUUUCCAUUUCAGACCAUGUGAUUUUCGCCAUGGGACCUUUUUUUUCGCAUUUCUUCCUAUUCCGGAGCAUAUGACUUUAACGUGAAAACGCAACAGGGAAAUUCUCUUGUGAAUAUCACAUGCUCUGUAUUGGGAAAACAAAACAUAAAACUAAAACUAAAACGGUCCACUCCAAUACUUGCGCUCACUCAGGAAAAUAUUCAAUUUGUGUAGCUCCGUGUGAGGGAAUUCGGGAAAUUUUUGCUUGUGGAAUCUGGAAUCCUGGGCUUUGGUAUCCGGAAUACAGCUCAAGGAAUCCGGAAUCCGGGUAACGAUCGGAAUCCAAAAUCCACAUCCCACUGACAAUUCGGAAUCCACGGCGUGGAAUACGUCAAGAAUAUCAAAAGCGACGGAUACGUUUUCAAUACAUCGAUAUUUCUAAAAAAACAAACGGAAGUACCGAAAAGGGAGAGUAAACGCCUACUUAGUGUUUGAUAGCUUGCUAAUUUGUUUUUGUUGUUUCUAGCCAAAGGUUUUUUCCCAGUUAGAUAUAUUUUUGCCAUUAAUUCUUUUCUUGCUUUAAUUUGUAAGUAGUAAGUCACAUUAACUCGUCUCUUGGUUUACUUUGACUGGCUUUUAAUUUCCUGAAUAUAAAUACAGGGACUGAACAGAGAAAUUAUAUUUUCUAUAUUUGCUUGCUUUAAAGUUCACCUGAACAUGUGACAGACGGAUUUGUGACAAACAAGAAAGGCCUGUUUAUCGCCCUCACAGAGGCGGGAUUUGCAGAUGGGAAUACUAGUCACCGCUUCCCAUGUCCUACUGGCACUUAUGUUCCUCAUCUUAAGAAUUUCAAAUACAGCACAGCCAUAGAGGCUAAAUGUUUACCGUGCCCUCCAGGUAAGUGAUACUGAUAACUUCAAGAGAGACAGUUUAAAUACAGGCAACACAAUUAAACUGGUACUUUAUUCUACCAACUUAGGCUGUGUAUACAUUAAAAAAGAAGGUAAUAAAUGUGAUCGUCUUUAGUAGAACAAAUCAAGAUUGAGGUAGUCUAUUGUUACAAAGCUGGAAUUUAUUACCAGGAGGUAUCGCUUAUUGGCUUCUUGGGGUCAUGCGGCACAUGGCGUUUCACGCUAAUCAGUUCUUUUCCACCUAAAAAGCUCAUUUUUUCCUCUUUCAGGUGGAUUUUAUUCAAACAGGGUUGCACAAGUUGGUGCCCUGUGUUUUCUUUGUAACCCUGGAACCUUCGUCCCUCCAGAGACAGCUCCAGGGAGGAAUGUUUUAGAUUGCACUGUAUGUCCUACAGGUAAAUAG
This is a messenger RNA of Porites lobata, 18167 nucleotides long. Lineage: Eukaryota; Metazoa; Cnidaria; Anthozoa; Scleractinia; Poritidae. The record is from the annotation of a GenBank genome assembly.